GCAGAGAGUACACUCACACGCAAUAUCUUAAUUAAUUAAUUCCAACUCACACAACAAAAUAUGGAGAGUGUAAAUAAUAAUAAUUUGUCAGAUCUAUGAAUCCCAUCUCAUCUCUUCUCUCCCAACAUAAAAACUUGACCAGAAAAAAACUCACAAAACUAAUCAAGAUCUCCCUUUCAUCAUCUCCAUCUCCAUCCCUGCUAAUGGCUUCAUCGAAUUACCAGAGAUCAAACUCCAAUAGCAGCAGAGCACUGGCUAGGAUCUCUGUAUCUUCUCCUAACCAUUCACCAACACAAUCAACAUCCACAUCAACAUCAGCACCUUCUCCUGAUGUCUCAAAGCAGCAGCAGGAGCCACAACCAGCUGUAGCAGUAAAUCACAGAGCUUCAUCUCUUUCACCUGAUUUGAGAAGUCUUUACCAGCAAGUCUUCACAUCAUUCCCACAGAACCCUCAUUUCAAUCCACUCUCAAACUUUACUGAAGAAACCAAAGAAGGUCUGAAACUAGGGUUAGAUGUGUCUUUUGUCAAUUUUGUCAAGAAAUUUCACAUCCCUGUUGAGGAACCAUCUGUGUUUCUAGCUGAAGUGGAAACCUACACAAAACAAUUAGCUGAAUUUGAGAAUAUGGGAUAUGAUGUUACCAAGUUAAAGGAGAGAUUGAAUCUGUUGAGGAGAAGAGCUGAACAACACAAGGCUUUAAAAUUUGCAAUUGAUGAAUUACAGGAAGAAGAGAAAGAGAAAGAAGCGAAAGUUGAAGCUCAGGAGUUUCGAUUGAAGGAGAUCGAAGAAGAGAACAAGAGAAUUACAAAGGCAUUACAGUUGCAGAAAAUAGAGAUCGAGAAUGUUAAUAUGAAGAAGAGGAAGAUUAUGGAAGAUUCGUCUAGGAAUAUCAAUGAGUUUAAGAGAUUUGCAAGUAAUUCGCCCUGGUCAUAAAAAUUACAGUAUAAGAUCAGGAUGAUGGUAAUGAUGUUCAAGAUGAGAAGAAGAUAAAAGCCAGAAGCAGCAUCAUUUAGUCCAUUUGCCAUCUAUUGAAGCAGCUUGCUUCUUGUCCCAUCGGCUUUGAUUUGAUUUUCAUAAGAUUUGCAUAAAAGUAUGUUGGCUGAGAUUUGCGUAAAAGAAGCCAGAUACCAAGUAGAUUGCACAGCUACUGUAAUUUUCAUAAAGAAAGCCAGCUGCUAGCUUCUGGUUCCAACUACAGGUGAUGUCCCAAACUUAUGCAGCCUGCUUCUUCAGCUUUGCAAGGCCAUGGAGAAUGGCUCCAUCUCUUGAAGUCUACCUAGAUACUAGUAUCGAAAAUAUCUUUUACGAUAUGUCAUGUAUCACAACCAGACAGCAUCUUUAGAGUUUAGUUGAUUCCGGUCGGGAUCUUGUCCUUUUGGGUGUUUAUUGCUGUGCACAUGGUAGACUUACUUGUCCAGUCCUGUAGUAUUUUAUUGGAAGCACAACUUGUCCAUUAAUUAGAUCUUUUUGAAUAUUGCACACAGAAGAAGUCUACAUACAUAGAAUCUCUGUCAAUUAAAUUUUCAAAUCUACAGUAUUAUAUGAAUCUUGUUGAACCAAGCAAUGUUGUUCAGAGUGCAGUUGUUGGUUUCCCAGGGACCAAUUGAUUGAUUGAAUGUACUGAAACUCUUCAUGUGGAAAUUCUGUUAUUGCUAGUGUUGUAGCAAGUCCAUUUUGUUCAUGCUCA
Papaver somniferum (opium poppy) is the source of this 1686-nucleotide messenger RNA. RefSeq names its product DUF724 domain-containing protein 3-like. The coding region runs from base 96 to 932 and encodes 278 amino acids. The transcript has 2 exons. Lineage: Eukaryota; Viridiplantae; Streptophyta; Magnoliopsida; Ranunculales; Papaveraceae. The record is from RefSeq and is a predicted model, not a curated record.